AUGCGUCAAAACAUAUUGUCUGUUGCUUCGGCAGUGGCUUCAUUGUCUUUUCUUCCGAUAACUCUUGCAGGAAACCCAGUUUAUCAGCCAUGCCCUCUCUUGAAAGCUUACUAUCAUAUGCCGACCAUCGACAAGAACGCUGAAGCUGUCAAAUCCUUCACCAAAAGCUUUACGGGGUUGUUCGACCAGCUUGUGAAAGCGGGCGGCUCCGAAGACUUUAGUGAGAUCGCACCCAACACCACUUCUUUUUCAGUGGUCUUGUUCUCGGGCUCUGUCAGAUGUCUGGGCUGGCAAGAGAAUCUGCAGCCCGUUGCCGACACAUUAAACCUUCGCAACGGCACUGGUCUAAUUAGACACUACGCGAGCUACUUUGGCCUAGCCCCUGACUUCAACGCUGGGUUCGCGAUCCUCGCGCACGAUACUGAAGCAACCCGCGGCCCGGAUCUAAAUGUUUACGCCGACAUCGUUUCUCUGGCGAUUGUAAAGCUCCAAGAGCUCGCCGCUACUGAGGCGACGGCGCGAUAUGUUGGCACCUUUGAAGGACCUGGGGGCGUUGCCGCUUUCAACACCUCGCGCGACGGGCCUGGGCUGCUUGUCUCGACCUUAACAGCUGGAGAGAAUGACCUCCGUGCCCAGAUUGCGAAUGCUGCAGGCAUCAAGUUGGAGGACCUGGACUUCCGUUUGUAUCCAAGCAACGUUGGUUCGAAUACUCAACACCAGUUUGUGGCGGUUUUCCAGGACAAGAGCGCUCCAGUCGACAUGGGCACGCCGACCUGUAUUACUUGGCAGGACGUUGACUCUCUGGGGUCAAGUGUGGACGUUCGAGUGGUUUUCACCAUUGAUGCAUCUGGUAAGGCUACCAAUGUUACUCUGAAAGGUGGUUUCCUGUCAUUAGGUAGAUCAGCUUGA
This is a messenger RNA of Colletotrichum lupini, 909 nucleotides long. RefSeq lists its product as uncharacterized. The transcript is spliced from 4 exons. Bases 1 to 909 code for a protein of 302 amino acids. Lineage: Eukaryota; Fungi; Ascomycota; Sordariomycetes; Glomerellales; Glomerellaceae. The record is from RefSeq and is a predicted model, not a curated record.